AUGACACCUGGUCACAUUGCCGAACUAGACCAGACUAUGCCACCUUACAGCUGCGAGAAAGGGUUGGUAAAAUGGCCAUACUGCAUUGGUAAACACAUGGAGUGUAUUGGGGAAUUGGCAACGGACUGUUCUGGUAACCACCAAGUCAAAUGCGGCGAUGGAACCUGUAUUCCCUCCGAGUAUCUCUGUGAUGGUGACAACGACUGCAGUGACAAAGCCGACGAGGUUCAUUGCGACAUCGCCAUCUGCUCCGGAGGCGAGGUGAAGUGCUCCAACAACAUCUGCAUCGAGAGGGAGUACAUGUGCGACCGCGACGACGACUGCGGCAACGGCUGGGACGAGGUGCAAGCCAACUGCGACGCCGUAAAAGCCGGCAGCGGCCGAUAAGAACACGCGCCCUCCCACUGGCACAAGUCAUCUGCGAUGUCGUAAGUUGAUGCCACCCGACGAACGAGCGUUUUCGCCAAGAGGUUUUCAAAUGACAGUUCAUCCUUUGUAAAUGAUAAGAAAAUAAUGUGCUCUUGGGGUGGAGAACUCGUCGGAGAUCGUAGAUGUAUUAAAGCCUGCUUUGUUGUGUUGAAUUAAAGAUGGUGAUGUAAGCUUA
Molecule: messenger RNA, 604 nt
Organism: Pomacea canaliculata
Lineage: Eukaryota; Metazoa; Mollusca; Gastropoda; Architaenioglossa; Ampullariidae
Product: low-density lipoprotein receptor-like
Exons: 3
Coding region: 1-387 (128 amino acids)
Cellular component (GO): plasma membrane
Molecular function (GO): protein binding
Source: RefSeq, a predicted model, not a curated record